Ylistrum balloti is the source of this 5600-nucleotide messenger RNA. Its product is annotated as syntaxin-binding protein 1-like. The record is from RefSeq and is a predicted model, not a curated record. NCBI's taxonomy places the organism in Eukaryota, Metazoa, Mollusca, Bivalvia, Pectinida, Pectinidae. Bases 1 to 1749 code for a protein of 582 amino acids. Gene Ontology annotation, biological process: vesicle-mediated transport; intracellular protein transport; neurotransmitter secretion. Gene Ontology annotation, molecular function: syntaxin binding. Gene Ontology annotation, cellular component: plasma membrane; secretory granule. The transcript is spliced from 15 exons.
AUGAAUGAAGUCAUCAGGACUGUGAAGAAAGAAGGAGAAUGGAAAGUCUUGGUUCUGGACUCACUCAGCACACGCAUGGUGUCAUCAUGCUGUAAGAUGACAGAGAUUAUGUCAGAAGGGAUCACAUUGGUAGAAGAUCUGCACAAGCGACGAGAACCCCUUCCUCUGGAAUCUGUGUACCUCAUCACACCCACAGAGAAGUCUGUGCGAGCUUUAAUGAAUGAGUUUCCAGGAACUAAGAAUCAGUAUAAAUGCGCUCAUGUAUUUUUUACUGAAGCUUGUCCAGAUGAGAUAUUUAAUGAACUUAGUAAAUCACCUUGUGCCAAGUUCAUUAAAUCCUUGAGGGAGAUUAACAUUGCAUUUUUACCAUAUGAAUCACAGGUGUUCUCUCUUGAUUCUGCGGAAACUUUCCCAUUUUUCUACAAUCCAAUCUCAAAGCAAGCAGGUCGUACUUUAAACCUGGAAAGAUGUGCAGAACAGAUUGCUACUUUGUGUGCUACACUAGGCGAGUACCCAUCUGUAAGAUACAGAAGUGAGUUUGACAAGAAUGCUGAGUUUGCUCAAAUGGUUCAACAAAAGCUGGAUGCAUACCGUGCAGAUGAUCACACCAUGGGAGAGGGACCACAAAAGGACCGCUCACAGCUGUUGAUAUUGGACCGAGGAUUUGACCCAAUCACCCCUCUUCUUCAUGCUCUAACAUUCCAGGCCAUGGCAUAUGAUCUCUUGCCAAUCACCAACGAUGUUUACAAGUAUGUGAGUACAAGUGGGAAUGACAUGAGUGACAAGGAAUCUCUUUUACAUGAGAAUGAUGAACUUUGGGUUGAGCUUCGUCACCAACACAUUGCUGUUGUCUCACAGCAGGUAAACAAGCAACUUAAGCAAUUCAAACAAGAGAAACGCCUGAAGGACUCAGAGGGAGGUAAAGCCAACAUGAGAGAUGUAUCACAGAUGAUUAAGAAGAUGCCACAGUACCAGAAAGAGCUUAGCAAGUACUCCACCCACCUCCACCUGGCUGAGGACUGCAUGAGAAUUUACCAGAAACAUGUCGACAAGCUUUGUAAGGUUGAACAGGACCUUGCCAUGGGUACAGAUGCUGAAGGAGAAAAGAUCAAGGACCACAUGAGAAAUAUUGUACCAAUUCUACUGGACCAGAACAUUGCAGCCUAUGACAAGAUUCGCAUCAUUCUUCUUUAUAUCAUUCACAAAGGAGGAAUUUCUGAGGAGAAUUUGGCAAAGCUAGGACAGCAUGCCCAGAUCCCUCCAGAGGAGACCUGCAUUAUCACCAAUACACAGCAUCUGGGUGUCCCAAUCAUACAGGAUGGUGGAAGGAAGAGGCCAUCCCAGCCAUACCACUCAACCAACCGACGGGAAAGAAAUGAGAACACCUACCAAGUGUCCCGCUGGUCUCCCUACAUCAAGGACAUCAUGGAGGAUGCAACAGAGGAGAAACUUGAUACACGUGCCUUCCCUUUCCUGUCUGGAGGAGUUCAGAGGUCAAGUGGAAUGAGGAAACCAAUCAGUGCACGGUAUGGUCAUUGGCACAAAGACAAGACUCAGGCAAGCUACAAGAGUGGGCCAAGACUUAUCAUCUUUAUCAUGGGAGGGCUUUCCUAUGCUGAGAUGAGAUGUGCUUAUGAGGUUACUCAGGCAUGUAAAAACUGGGAGGUCCUGGUUGGUUCCACACAUAUACUGACACCAGAAGGCUUCCUCAGUGACCUCAAGACCUUAACAACAAAGACCUUUAACUAAUGCCGAUGCAGGCACAGUGGCAGAUCAGUAUUUUGUGAAAGCAAGUCUGAUUGACAAUCAUCAAGAAUGAAUGCUGUGACAAUGUCAGACCAAAAAUGGCAUGAGACCCCAAAGCAAAGGGUAUAUAGCAGACAUACCUGAGGGUGUGUCUGUGGACUUUUGUCAAGUUUACAGGGCUAACAAAUGCUGAUCAUUCUAUAUUAGACCUAGAUAGACCAUAUAUAAGUACAUACUAUUAAAAGUUUUCUCUUAUUCAGGCUUUUGAACAUGUAUGCAUAGUAGUUAAAUGUUAGGAUAUUAACAUAUUGAAGUUUUUCUUACUAUUUCUAGCCAACAAUCGAUGGAUGUUGUACACACAUGCUUUAAGUAGCUAUGCUAUCUACACAAUGGUAGUAUUAUGCAUUUAAUAUAGAAGUAAUAUCCAUCUUUCAACAAUUUCAUGAUCAUUAAAGCUGUAUUGUGGUUGUAUGAUUAAAAUGUUAUAUACUAGGAAGGGUUCUUCCAUGACCCAUGUAAAAUGAAAUAAGUAUUUAUAUAUUACAUGUAUGUAACUUUUGAACGUGUUUAUUUGCAAUUUUCAGAUUUCAAUUUAUAGUGUAUAUUUAUUUAAGCUGAUGUCAACUCAAAACUUUUUCAAAUAUUAUUUUAAGAGGAUAUUUUUGCAAAAAAAAAGCAGUCUCAAAACUUGUAUGAUGCAUGUUAUUCUAGGUAUUACACAUUUAACACAAGACUCAUAUGAGGAAAGUCACGUGUGGCACGCCACAAUGAAAAAUCAAUAAGACUUUUACAUUAUGCUAAGAUGCAUUGAAGGAUUUAUGGUAGACAGACUUUUAACAUUACAUUAGCUGAUAGAGAAAAGAAUCAGCUUUAUGGAUAGGAUAACCUGAUGAGAAUUGUUGUAACAGGUUAGGUUGAUUUCCUGAAAAUGAAAGCUAGCUACCUGUAAGUUGACAGUAGAAAGGUGUGCACAGUUUGUUUAUAGUAAAGGAUCAGUGAGUCUUUCAAUACAGCAAAUCUGUUAUUUACUCGUUAGCUGUUUUAGAUGACAUAAGUUCAUAGACUAUCAUUUUGUUAUUUAUUUAUGUUAUUAAGAUUACCUGGGAAGUGUGUAUGAGAGUGAGAUAGGAAAGCCAUGAUGGUUUGGGAGUUUUUACCUGUUUAUACUGUUACUAUAGACGUAGUGUAGACAUUGUUUUUAUACAUAGAGAUAAUAGUACAUAAUUAAAGUAUGUAACAACUUUAAGAUACUUUUAUAACACAUUAUGGAUCAAAUACUGUAUCAGAUGUGCAUAUUUGAUGUUGUGAUUGGUUUUAAUAGUGCUAUAUGGUUGACAUACCAUAUCUUGGGGCAAAGAGCACCGCUGUUUAUACUUGUAUAUAUUGGAUAUGUAAAUAAUCUGUGCUUGUGUGGUACUCACCUUCUAAAGGUAUAUCAACACCUUGUGUCAGUGCUUGUGUCCACCAUUUUGAAGGAGCAUCACCUCUUUCAUUUAUCCUCUGCUAAAAUGGAGAUCAUGAAACGAGUCUGGAUCUUAAUUUGAUCCAAUGUUAUAUCAGGAAAAGAUGAAUAUUUCAGAUAUUCUGUUUAAACAUUCAUUAUUCUCAUGUUAUUUAUGGAAAUGAAGUGGUUUCAGAAAUGGUCCAUAAUUAUGUUAUAAAAUUGAUAUUUUAUCUGAUGAUGUAAGAUAUUGAUUUUAAGUUCAUCAUUCCAUGUGUUACUAUUUUAAUGACCAUUUAGGCUCCACUACAUAGUAAGUGUUCAAUUAGCCCGAGGUGGAAGGUCUCAGUUAAGUAUUAAAUUUCUUUCAGUUGGCUUCUACAGCAGAUAUGUAAGCCAACUUAUUGCAGUUCAAUACAUAUAUUUAGAGUUGAAAAAUAAAUCUCCGAACAUUAUGUGCAUUUUUCAGUACUCACCAUUGAGUCAAGUGUAUGUUUCGUGAAAACCUUUUUAUGACUAGAACAGACAACUUCCUGGAAGGACAUUUGAUUUAAAAAAUAAAAAUAGAACUGUAACAUCACUAUAUUGGGCAAUGUCAUUUAUUUAGCAAUGAAUACUAUUUGAAUUCGUCGGGUCUAUAUUAGCACUGUAAUGCAAAGGUGGAUUUACUAUGGUAGGUGGGAAAUUCCAGGAAGUGUUCAGCCACUUUAAGUACAAGUAUUUGUCACAUCUCCCCUGCUGUUAAACAUCGUGUAAUUAUGUAUUUAAUCAUCUCCGUACAUAUUAGUAAUGAUAGUGUGUAUUAUGUGUAUCAAUGUUUUUCUAGUAGUAUUUCAUAUUGUAUAUUAUUACUGUAAACAUUGAAUUAUACCUUGAAACAUCUAUAAAACAGUGCUGAUGGAAGUAGAAGUGGUUUUCGGAAAGAGGCAUAACUGAUAGAUAUUGUGUUCUCGUCAUGUGUUUUUUUUUCUUUUUUUUUCAUUAAGCUCAGUUGAUUUCAUCAUUUUUACAUGGGUUAGGCUGUUAAUCUAUCAACACAGGAAAUCUGUUUGUGUGCACCAAAGAAGUUCAAGAAAAGAGAUUGAUUAUAGUUGAUUAAGGAACAUUUAUGUUUUUUAUAGCUAUGUCUCCCAUUAGAUAUUAAUUCUUAUUUUGUUGUGUUUAUAUGAUAACAUGAAGUUGGUAAUCAAUGGAAUGUAUUUUCAUGUAGAAUUUGUAAACAUUAGUGUUCUUAGAGAUAGACCUAAUCCUAUAAAUUCCAGACAUAUAUAUAUGUGAGUGUAUGAAAGUAAAAUAGGCCUGUUGUGGUAUCAAGUGACAUGUAUCUGAAUCAUUUAGUGAUUUUUCGUUUAUUUUGAAGAUUCCAAAAUACUUUGGAGAACAAAAUGUAUAAACCACACAAGCAAAAAUUCAUGUCUCAAUACUUCAUAUUAUACCAGGUAUAUAAAUUUUAUUACUUUUCUCCCAAAUCUUUUCAAAACCCCAUGUUUAUCACUAACUUUCCUCAUUUUGCCCAUCAGCCAGUCUUCUUCACAGCCCUUCCCUAGUAGAUAUAUGUGGGGAGAUAUAGUGCAAUAGUUUGUAUAUAUGCCCGUCUACACAAACUAACGGCCCUGAGGCCAUUUGAAUGUAAGACUGUGUUAUUGUUAGAAAUGUUGUUGAUUGUUGAUUGUAUAGAUGAUUUAAUUUGCUUUGUGCACUAAACAUUAAACCUUGGAUUUAAAAAACAAGCUUUGAAUAUUAAUCAACUGAAUUUAAUAGGAUGAAAACGAAAAUCAGUCUCUAAGUGAAUCUUUAGAUAUUGAGAAACAUGUUGUGUCACAUGGUCAUGCAUAUUUCUGCCAAAAUAGUCAUGAUUUCUGGAAAUAGACAGUGGGUGACAUGAACUCCAAGUGAACCCAAUAUUGACCAAAGAUUGCUAAAACAGAACAAAACAGUUGCUUUGUGCCAUGCUAUAUCACCUACAUCAAUCUGACUUGAUUUUGGGUUUUAGAAAUGUUUAUAUAUUAACUUUUUUUUUAUAUAUUUUCAAAUGAUUUAUAACUUUAUACAGAAAUGUAUAGCCAGUCUUGUUUCUUUUCUGUGAUAAAAUCGCAAAGCUUUUAGAGUGGUUACCUCCCUUGGUAAAACUUGCUAAAACAAUGAGAGUAAGAAAUUCUAUAAGGCAACAGAAAGGAAAGCAUUGUGUUCUGUUUUAUGUACAAGUCAUAGUAUAUUACAGAGGACAGUAUUCUUCACAGUCAUUUACAAUUGGUGUUUCUAUGUCUAAAGAUAUACCAUUCAUUUAUGUAAUGUGAUAAGCUAAUUUUGUUAAUGAUUAUGCAAAUGUUGCUUCAUUACAUUCUACAUCAGUCGUUACUUGUGUCACUUGAAUAAACUUUUUUUCUGUUUCUCAGAUUAAAUGUGAAAGUAA